Messenger RNA from Pomacea canaliculata, 2614 nucleotides. RefSeq names its product target of Nesh-SH3-like. The transcript has 2 exons. The coding region runs from base 762 to 2567 and encodes 601 amino acids. The record is from RefSeq and is a predicted model, not a curated record. Lineage: Eukaryota; Metazoa; Mollusca; Gastropoda; Architaenioglossa; Ampullariidae.
CUAGACAGUGCAAAGGUCUUAGUAAGGUAGAGGAACAAGCUACUCAACACACCACACAAACCCUUCUUAACUCUGUUGUUUCUCUGCUAGGCACCUGUCACACCUAAGCAGCUUCAUUCCCCCGCAGGAUAUCGAACUCUGUCCUGCAGAUAUUCGCUCUUCACCAGAAGGACACUCCACCUUGCAGUCGCCUACUCCAGUCUUCGCACCUGCAGAACAAAGGUUUAUUUCAUUCUUCCUCACGUCACCUAACCUACAGCUUAGAAAUAGAAUGGUGUGUGUGUUCAAACUAAAUUGAAUCAGUUUUCUCACUAAAAUGGAGCGCACUUAUUUUAAAAAGGAAAUUGCCUCAUUGCAAUUCCUUGGUUGGAAAUGACCAUCUCUCGAAGGCCACUCCGGUAAAGCGGAGAUGAAAGGUUGACAGAUUAGAACGGUCUGUCACACCAGAAAAACCAGGUAGGACCUAUACAGCUUCAGUUUGUACCACAAAGUGUUUUUCUUUCCCUCCUUCCCUCCCUCCCGAGCACCGAUUGUCCGCAUGACGUCCCGAGAAGGAAAUCAUUGAUACAUUCAGCGACUGCCCCUCAACCACAGAGAGGUUUGCACUAGACCACUGAAGGGCCCAGGUCCUGUUCCUACACAGUCGAGCCAAGUCAGUCCCCUGGGUUUGGCAAAAGCUUCCCAGCCCUCCACAAACAUCGGUGUCCACCUGUGAUGCUUUCUCGAAUAUACAGGUAAGUCUUCUGAUCUUGUUUCUCAAAAUGGCGAACCUGCUACCCAAGAACCGUUUAGUACAAAAGCGCAACGUGAGUCUGGAGAAGCAGCUGGAGGUGAGGAUGCAGAUUUUGAGGGAGGAGUACCGCCAGACAAGGGAGGUCAUCGCCAGCUGCCAGCGUGACUGCGGCUACUUCCUGCAGCGACUGCACCGAACUGCGCCGGGACUCCAGGCCUACUGUCCACCCGACACCCGCGCCAUGAGGACCAACACCUUGUUGAGGGAGCGCCGCCAGUCCUUGUCCAGUAAGUGUGGUCAGACCUGGGACUCCCAUCACCUCGUAUCCAGACUCCGUCGCCAUACUUCUAGAGACACGCAGCGUGUUCAUCUGCCACACGACCUGCUGCCUGAUGCUGUUCCGUUCUCCGUCGACAGCGAGGCCGGUCGUCCAGACGACGAAGACGACGAUAUUGUGGAAAAGAACGCAAGCAUAGGCAGGGUAGACAAUCCAGCCAAUAUUCCUCACUCGGUAGAUGGUGCAAGAGAGGUAAUUCCAGCUGUGGAAAAAAGCAGGUCUGCAAGUGGGUUUGAUUCUAUCAACGAAAAGACCGGUGUUUUGACCACGCAUGCAGUGGCACCCAGGGUGCGAUACUCGGCGCACGUGCGGCCAAGCAGCAGCAGCAGCUUCAAACUCCUGCAAGGGCAGGUAACCAGCGAGCGACCUCCGUGGGUCGGCCAGACGGGAUGCAGGUACGGCAAAGAUGCGUACACAGAGUGCGAGCACUUGCUGAGAAACAGAAUAAUUGGGCAGUUCGAAGUUAUUUUUGGUCCGCGGACACACAGCCCUGAGACUGACCUGGAGGAUGCAUCACCAUCCGAGGUAACACAACACAUUCAAGACGUAGUUGUCGCCCCGUCUUCUAGCAAGCCUCUCCGCCCACAGACAGCUGGUCUAACGCGUGUGUGCAAUGCAGCUCCACGGCCACACACAGCUGGUAUUAUGUCCAGCUGUACCAAGCCUCUCCCCCAACACGUGGCUGCAGUCCCCCACAGUUCCACUAAACGCGUACAGAGCGCUUACCCUACCUUGCGACAAAGAGUUAAGACUGUCAACAUCACAAGACCUUCGUCCGUAACCAAACUCGUCCUUCCAGAAUAUCAGGAUCGUACAGGAGUAUCUCCCACCCCGGAAACUGUACCUCCCACAUUUCAAAACUCUAUAGACACACCCACUGCAUCGCACAUUUCUCCAGAAGAAACCUCUACACCUCACGUCCCUCCAGACAUGCCUCUCACAUCUCCAUCAACUUCAGAUGCCCUCUCCCCACCUCACACCAAUCCACAGGUUCAGGCUUCCAUCGACCCUACCAGUAUUUCCACCAACACCCUACCACAGUCAAGACUCAGUGCGGUGGGCAUUGAAAGUCAAGCUGACACUCAACAGGCUCACAUCCCCUUCACUCCCAUGGCUCAGGCCCAGCCACCUCACGGACAGUGUGUAUCUCCUGCCCACGUCACUAACCCAAACCAAAAGCAUUCCACUGUCUUGGCAGUCAGCACUAGCAAAAUUGCACCUAGGACCUUCGCACCACUUGCCACCCUCAGUCACAUGACCACAACAAGGCAACUAGUCUCCAGGCUGCUUUCUUUGGGUGUAAAAGAAAAUUCUAGAGACCGGCCAAAAUCAGCUCCAACCAAAUAUGAACUCAGUCACCGGUCCUUGCCAGCCCCCAGACAGACGGUUAUUGGAAUAUUGGCACAAAUUGAGAAUCGCAGGGCCGAGAUAAGAGCCAAGCUGAAGAUGAGCAAAGAGCUACAGGAUGUGGUGAAAAGCCUGGUGCCCUGUGACUAGAGAGCUCCAGGACAGUACUUCUUACAUGGCUGAUUUUGUCAGACAUU